Molecule: messenger RNA, 1636 nt
Organism: Solenopsis invicta (red fire ant)
Lineage: Eukaryota; Metazoa; Arthropoda; Insecta; Hymenoptera; Formicidae
Exons: 3
Coding region: 143-1561 (472 amino acids)
Biological process (GO): sensory perception of taste
Cellular component (GO): dendrite; neuronal cell body; axon
Source: RefSeq, a predicted model, not a curated record
UAUCUUAAAAUAGCGGAAGUUUGUUGCGCUAUUUCAAAAUAAUCUAUCAAAAGUUUUUAGUAUGUUUUGAACCUCGAGGUGCUAAUGCAAUCAAUAUCUUGCUUGUAAAACAACAUAUCAUUUAGUAACAUAAUAAGUGAAAAUGGAGAAGGAAAUUCAUAUACAAAUGAAAGACAACUCGCCGUCGAUAGAAGUGAAAAUGGAGGAAAAGACACAUGUACAAGUGAAAGACAAGUCGCCGUCGAUAGAAUGCAUCUUACGUCCAAUAUCAUACGCUGCAUGGUUCCUAGGCGUCGGUAUUGCACAUCCGCGAAAGUGUCCCAAGGCUAUAACGAUGACCAUACAUAUAGUUUAUAUGAUUCUGUAUUUCUUUUUAGUGGAAAAAAUAGCAUCAUUCAUCGUCCUUUUUUUCAAUCAUGAGUUAGACAUAGCCGUUUACCUACAUUUCCUAAAUCAAAUAAUGUGUUGCGUAUCAACCUAUUAUUACAUUUAUCACGGAAUUAGACAGUACAACAAGUGGCCGAAACUGAUGGACAAAUUGAAAGACAUCGAUCAGAAGAUCAAGAAGGAAAUAUCAAUGAAUGACCGAUCUAUAAAAAUUGUCGUAGCGCUAGCAGUUUUCGCGACGUUUAUUUCCUAUCCUUUGAUAGUGAUCUUUCACUUUUUAUAUUGUCACGUACAGACAGAUACAAGUUACCUUACAAUUAGUGUUUUUCAUUGGGCAUAUUUUGUGUCUUACUACAUGUCAUGCCAGUCGAUGAUUAACAGCUUUGUCUUUGACAUAAUCGUGUAUGUGUUAUAUUGCAGAUUUCAAACAAUAAAUAAAUUGAUCUGUCAGUUAGACAAGUCAUCUGAUGUAUUAUGGAUCGCGUUCAAAAUUAGAGGCAUUAGAAAAAUGCAUACUGAUAUUUGUGAUCUCGUUAACAUGGUAAACGACAUUUAUAGUCUUCAUCUUCUCUUCUGCUUGACGAAUUGCUUCACCAUGGCUGUGAAUGUGCUUUUCCAAGUUUACAUUUUGGACAUAGCCAACAAAGACUUUGAGUUUUUACUGGUAUGGAAUUUCGAUUUCAUUGCGUAUGUCACGCAAUUCUAUUUGAUUUGCUUGGUUUGUACACUCGCAUGUCAAGAAUCUAACAAAAGCGGAAGAAUUAUAUAUGAAAUUAUAUUGAAUUACAAACCCGCGAAUCUUGAUGAUCAUGAGGCGAGUAAUCUAUCGAGUCUAGAAAUGCGACCUCCACUUGAAGAUCUAGGCAACGAGCAAAGUUUCAAUCGGAGUCACAACUUGAGGUACGGCAUCAUGGAAAAUCUGUUGCGUGGAAAUCCUGAUCAAGAGUGCCUUAGAAAGGAGAUCAAUGAUUUUUCGAUUCAACUGCAACAGAAUCGAAUAGCAUUUACGGCCUGCAAUUUCUUUGAAAUAAACAAUGGUUUGUUCACAACGUUUGUCGAGGUGAUCGUCACUUAUCUACUAGUCGUCGGUCAACUUUAUCAACAACCUAAAGAUUUAAGCAUGAUAAAGGAACUUAUUUUAAAAACAAAAAACCAAACGUACUCGCAGAAUUAAUAAGUACAGUUUUGAAUAAAGCGGCAAAUACGUAACUGAUGCCCAGAAGUAAAAUAAAAGGAUGUCUUGUAAUUA